Eucalyptus grandis is the source of this 888-nucleotide messenger RNA. Its product is annotated as disease resistance protein RUN1-like. The transcript has a single exon. Lineage: Eukaryota; Viridiplantae; Streptophyta; Magnoliopsida; Myrtales; Myrtaceae. The record is from RefSeq and is a predicted model, not a curated record. Bases 1 to 888 code for a protein of 295 amino acids.
AUGGACGGAAGUUUCAUUAGAAAGUUCCCUCGAUCUAUCGGAAUGCUGAAGAAGCUUGAGGAGAUUCAUGCAUCACGCUGCAGGAGUUUGGAAAAAAUUCCUGAGGAGAUCAAAGGCUUGUCUCGUUUGAGAAAUUUGGUGUUGUCAGAUUCCAAUAUUCCCAGCCUACCAGGGAGCAUCUCUAGUCUUUCCCACCUUCAAAACCUUGAUUUAUAUGGCUGUGACAAUCUUCAUGAGGUUCCUCUGCUUCCCACUAGUUUAGCCACUUUGCAUCUCACUUAUGACUCAAGUAAAUUGAAGUCUUUGGAUAUUUCAAAUCUGACCAAUCUCAAAGAGUUGUACCUUGCCAAUAAUAUGGAGGAGGCAUCUCCCGGCACAGACGGAUAUUUGAUGGUGGAGCCAAUCAGCCUUUCGGGGAUUGGCAAAGUGACAAAAGUUGAGACCUUGAAAUUGUGCCUCCCAGGCUUCACUAAACUACCGGAAAUGGAUGCUCUCAAGCAGCUAAGGAAGCUUGAUCUUCAAUGUCCAGACCUACAACAUCUCCCACGACUACCCAAAAGUUUGAAAAAACUAACCCUCCGGGACUGCAAAUCCUUAAAGACAUUGCCGGAGCUUAAGUAUCUCAUGUCUCUAUCUGGAUUGGAGCUUCUGUUAUGUUCUGUAAUGGAAAUCGAAGGACUUCAAAAUCUCUCAUCCUUGGUAACCUUGCUUAUUUCUCACUGUGAGCUGGUAAAGCUAGACGGCCUCGAAUGCUUGACAUCCCUGAGAACAUUGACCAUCUCAUACUGUGAUUCCCUUCAAGGACUGCCAGAUUUGUCGAACUUGAAGAAGCUGAGAACGUGUCAUAUCCAACAUUGCAAGAACAUAACUCAAAAGGACAGCCUCUAG